Messenger RNA from Aspergillus steynii IBT 23096, 1578 nucleotides. RefSeq names its product glycosyltransferase family 31 protein (gene gfsA). Lineage: Eukaryota; Fungi; Ascomycota; Eurotiomycetes; Eurotiales; Aspergillaceae. The transcript has a single exon. Gene Ontology annotation, molecular function: acetylglucosaminyltransferase activity. The record is from RefSeq and is a predicted model, not a curated record. The coding region runs from base 1 to 1578 and encodes 525 amino acids.
AUGCCGAUGUUUCGCCUCAAGACCAUCUUCCCCCUCGUGGCCCUCUUUUCGAUAGGCUUCUUUUUCUGGGCCAUCGAACGCUUCGAUCGGGCCGCUUUUAUGCGAUUCAAGCACCCGGUCGAUCGCGUCUCUAACUCCGGUGCCUCCCAGAUCCAGCUGCAGUCCCCGCCCUCGCCUGUGCAGUGUGACGCGGAUCCCGGUGCUGUGGCUCCUCUGCCUUUCACGGAAUGGCUGCCUCGCAAGAACUACACUCGUGCCUACUUCCGCCCUCGUCACGUCGACGCUGACGCCGAGUUCAACUCCCUCGAGGACAUCAACGUGCCGGUCCUUCCCCCGAUGACCGUGAUCGAGCGUGGCAUGGUCAUCUCGCCGGAUAACAAGCAGCCUUUGGAAUCGACCUGCCCUCCCAUCAUUGAUGUCGACGUGGCUGCGGAUGAUGAUGUGGACGAGACGGACAAGAUUCUGCUCGGUUUGGCCACCACGGCCGAUCGUCUGGAUCGCUUGCUCCCUUCGCUGCUCUACUCGUACGGAAACACCAAGGCCAGCAUCGUCGUUCUCGUUCCCAUGUCGGACGACGACAUCCCCAAGCAGGAGACUUACUUCCGCAACCGUGGAUUGGACGUCACUCUGAUCCAGUCUCCUCUGGAUUUCACCGCUCGUUACUUCGGUAUGGUGGAGGCUUUCGCCAACCACAUCCGAACCAAGCGCCCUCAGACCACGUGGCUUGGAUUCAUGGACGAUGACACUUUCUUCCUGUCCCUCCCCACCAUUGCCAAGGAACUGAAGCUCUUCGAUGUCAACAAGAAGCACUACAUCGGAGCCUUGUCUGAGGCCAGCUGGCAGGUCGACACUUUCGGCCACAUCGCUUUCGGUGGUGCCGGUGUCUUCGUCUCGAAGCCUCUUCUCGACGUCCUGGAGCAGUACUACGACGAGUGCCAGGCCUGGGGUGAGCAGCCCGGUGACCAGAAGCUUGGCCAGUGUAUCCAGCGAUUCGGUGACACGGACCUGACUCUCUGGCCCUCCCUGUACCAGAUGGACAUGAAGGGUGAGGUCGACGGUGUCUACGAGUCGGGCCGCAAGAUUGAGUCCCUGCACCACUGGAACAGUUGGUACUCGAAGGACGUUGUCAAGAUGACCACCGUGGCAGCCGCCGCCGGUCGCAAGUCCGUCCUGCGUCGUUGGGUCUUUGACCAGGAGGAAUUCGUCAACAACGCCACCGGAGACUCGACCCGCACCUUCUGGGUCUUCACCAACGGAUACUCCCUCGUCAAGUACACUUACGACGAGAAGACGCCCGACGAUGCCAUCAACUUCGACCACGCCGAGAAGACGUGGGAGGAGGACCCCCGUGGUUAUGAGAGCCGUCUCGGACCCCUCCGUCUUCGGGAUCAGGAGGGCAUCCUCAAGGACCGCUGGUUGCUGAGGGAAGCCUUCGUCGUCGGUGACAACGUCCACCAGUGGUAUGUUCGUGAGGAAGACGAGGGCCACAGUGUCAUCGAGAUUGUCUGGCUCGGUCCCAAGGGAGGUGGUGGUGCCGGUGUUCGGGAUUACGCCGCCCGUCCCACUCGGAUGCACUAA